Messenger RNA from Chrysochloris asiatica (Cape golden mole), 2256 nucleotides. RefSeq names its product zinc finger protein 337-like. Gene Ontology annotation, biological process: regulation of cytokine production; negative regulation of transcription by RNA polymerase II; regulation of immune system process. The transcript is spliced from 4 exons. NCBI's taxonomy places the organism in Eukaryota, Metazoa, Chordata, Mammalia, Afrosoricida, Chrysochloridae. The coding region runs from base 1 to 2256 and encodes 751 amino acids. The record is from RefSeq and is a predicted model, not a curated record.
AUGGUCAAGGGCUAUAACACUGAAGACAGCGAGAGACCUAGAAGUGGCACAGUGACCGAGCAAGCAGCGACAGCUGAAUCAAAGCCAGAAAUCUACCCCAGUUCCUCCUGCCUUCUGGGGUUCCCCUGUCAGCAGUUUCUCAGCCAGCACAUGAUUCAGAUCUUCCCAGACUACUGUGCAGACAACCACUUCCAUCCAGGGGAUUCCAACCCAUGGCAUCAGAAGCAGCCGGAGCAGCAGGAUUGGGAGCCAAGCUGCUGGAGUGAAAACACAGAAGGUCAAGAGACAGAAGAUGUCUCCAAACCCUCGUGUGGGAGUACAGGGGACAGAGAGCCCUGGAGGACACUCUCCGGCUCUGCCCAAAGUCAGUCAGCAAGCCCUAGAGGAGGCAGCACAGUGGGAGGACUAGAGCCCAGCUCAGCCCCAAGGGGGAACUCUGAGGAAUUAGCAACCUCAGGAUUUGGAGUAGUCAGCUAUGGAGAGGAUGGAUCAGACUGUGGGCUGAAACCAAACUUCUUUACAACCCAGAGGUCCCUCUUCUGGGAGAAGCCCUAUGUUUGUAGUGAGUGUAGGCGAGGCUUUAGCCACAAGUCAGAUUUCAUCAGACACCUGAGGAAACACUCAGGUGAGAUGCCUUAUGCACGUCUAACACAUAGGCGAGGCUUCAGACAGAAGUCAGACCUCAUCAGACAUCAGAAGAUACAUUCAGAUAAGAAGUCUUAUGUUUGCAGUGAAUGUGGCCGACGCUUUAACCGGAAAUCACGUCUCCUUAUACAUCAAAGGGCACACUCUGGGGAGAAACCAUAUGUGUGCAAGGAGUGUGGGCGAGGCUUUACUCAGAAUUCAGUUCUUCUCAUGCACCAGAGGACACACUCAGGGGAGAAGCCACAUGUGUGUAAGGAGUGUGGGCGAGGCUUUAACCGCAAGUCGAAUCUCCUCAGACACCAGAGCACACACUCAGGUGAGAAACCUUACGCACAUGUGUGUAAGCAGUGUGGGCGUGGCUUUACGUAUAAGCAAAGCCUUAUUAGACAUGAGUGGACUCACUCAGGGGAGAAGCCCUAUGUUUGCAACGAGUGUGGCCGAGGUUUUCGGGAUAAGUCAUCCUGUAUCAUACACCAGAGGACACACUCAGGGGAGAAGCCACAUGUAUGCAAGGAGUGUGGCCGAGGCUUUACGUAUAAGCAAAGUCUCAUUAGACAUCAGUGGGCUCACUCUGGGGAGAAGCCCUAUGUCUGCAGCAAGUGUGGCCGAGGCUUUAGACAGAAGUCGGACCUCAUCAGACACCAGAGGACACGCUCUGAUGAGAAAUCCUAUGUCUGCAGUGUGUGUAGCCGAGGCUUUACCCGAAAAUCAGUCCUUCUCAUGCACUGGCGGACACACUCAGGGGAGAAGCCACAUGUGUGCAAGGAUUGCGGGCGAGGAUUUAACCGCAAAUCAAAUCUCAUCAGACACCAGAGGAUACACUCAAGUGAGAAACCUUACGUAUGCUUGGAGUGUGGGCGAGGCUUUAACCGAGAAUCCAGCCUCCUCCUCCACCAGGGGACACACUCGGGGGAGAAGCCACAUGCGUGCAAGGAUUGCGGACGAGGUUUUAACCGCAAAUCAAAUCUCCUCAGACACCAGAGGACACACUCACAUGAGAAGCCUUACAAGUGUCUGGAGUGUGGACAAGGUUUUAACCGGGAAUCCAGCCUCCUAAUACACCAGAGGACACACUCAGGGGAGAGACCAUAUGUGUGCAAGGAGUGUGGGCGAGGCUUUAGCCAGAAGUCAGGCCUCGUCAGACACCAAAAGACACAUUCCAAUGAGAAGCCUUAUGUUUGCAGCGAGUGUGGCCAAGGUUUUACCCGAAGAGCAAUCCUCUUUCUGCACUGGAGGAUACACUCCUGGGAGAAGCCUUACAUAUGCCGUGAGUGUGGGCGAGGCUUUGACCGAGAAUCAAGCCUCCUUAUGCACCAGAGGACACACUCGGGGGAGAAGCCGCAUGUGUGCCAGGAGUGUGGCCGAGGUUUUAACCGAAAGUCAAAUCUCAUGAGACACCAGGGUAUGCACACAGGUGAGAAACCUUAUGUGUGCCUGGAGUGUGGCCGAGGCUUUAGCCAGAAGUCAGGCCUCCUCCUCCACUUGGGGACACACUCAGGGGAGAAGCCACAUGUGUGCAAGGAGUGUGGGCGAGGCUUUAGCUAUAAGCAAAGCCUCAUUAGACAUCAUUGGACACAUUCAAGAGAAGCCCAGUGUUUGCAGCGAGUGUGA